This is a messenger RNA of Oncorhynchus keta (chum salmon), 4328 nucleotides long. RefSeq names its product kinesin-like protein KIF3B. The transcript has 9 exons. Gene Ontology annotation, molecular function: microtubule binding; microtubule motor activity; ATP binding. NCBI's taxonomy places the organism in Eukaryota, Metazoa, Chordata, Actinopteri, Salmoniformes, Salmonidae. Gene Ontology annotation, biological process: microtubule-based movement. The coding region runs from base 223 to 2526 and encodes 767 amino acids. The record is from RefSeq and is a predicted model, not a curated record.
CAAGACAAAGACUCCGAUUGGCUGCGAUGUUAAAAGCCAUAACCGGCACAUCUCCAUCCGGGACAGUUUUCUGGGAUGCAAAGGAACGGCUGCUCUAAUGGCUGACUGGGUGGAAGCACUGGAUUGACUGAUUCUGAUGUUGGCAUCUCUGAUAUUGUGAACUCUUGACUCUGUACAAUACUUGAAGGAAAGAAACUCAAGGCCAGUUUGUCUGGGGUCACAAUGUCUAAGACCAGAGAGUCUGUGAAGGUGGUGGUUCGCUGUCGACCCAUGAAUGAGAAGGAGCGAGCAGCUAACUUUGAGAGGGUGGUGCAGGUGGAUGUGAAGCUGGGCCAGGUGGCCGUGCGAAACCCCCGGGGGGCUGCAGCCCACGAACACCCCAAGGUCUUUACAUUUGACUCUGUGUACGACUGGAACUCCAAACAGGUGGAUCUCUAUGAUGAAACCUUCAGGCCCCUGGUGGACUCUGUCUUACUUGGUUUCAAUGGGACCAUAUUUGCGUACGGCCAGACGGGUACAGGAAAGACCUACACUAUGGAGGGGGUGCGCAAUGACCCAGAGAGAAGGGGUGUAAUCCCCAAUUCCUUUGAGCACGUCUUCACACACAUCUCCCGCUCCCAGAACCAGCAGUACCUGGUGAGGGCCUCGUACCUGGAGAUCUACCAGGAGGAGAUCAGGGACCUGCUGUCCAAGGACCAGUCCGGCCGGCUGGAGCUGAAAGAGAGGCCAGACACAGGUGUAUAUGUCAAAGACCUCUCCUCCUUCGUCACUAAGAGUGUACGAGAAAUAGAGCAUGUCAUGAACGUGGGGAACCAGAACCGCUCAGUGGGCUCCACCAAUAUGAAUGAGCACAGUUCCCGGUCACAUGCCAUUUUCGUCAUUACCAUCGAGUGCAGCGAGCUGGGCGUCGACGGAGAGAACCAUAUUCGAGUGGGCAAACUGAACCUGGUGGACCUGGCUGGCAGUGAGAGGCAGACCAAGACAGGAGCCCAAGGAGAGCGCCUGAAGGAAGCCACCAAGAUUAACCUGUCCCUGUCAGCCUUGGGGAAUGUCAUCUCUGCCCUGGUGGAUGGCAGGAGCACCCACAUCCCCUACCGCGACUCCAAGCUCACCCGUCUGCUACAGGACUCCCUGGGGGGCAAUGCCCGCACAGUCAUGGUGGCUAAUAUCGGACCAGCAUCUUACAACGUGGAGGAGACACUGACCACAUUACGCUACUCAAACCGGGCCAAGAACAUUAAGAACAAGCCCCGCGUCAACGAGGACCCUAAAGAUGCUCUGCUCAGAGAGUUCCAGGAAGAGAUUGCUCGACUCAAAGAACAGUUGGGGAAACGCUCAGGGAAAAAGAAGAAGAAGAGAAGGGGGUUUGGAGAAGCUGGGGAUGAACUACAAGAGGACAUAGAGGAUGGAGAGACUGAGGAGGAUGAUGAUGAUGAUGGUGUAGAACCAUCUGAUAAAGUGGGUGCAGAUUAUUGGCGUGUACAGCAGGAGAAGUUGGAGAGGGAGAGGAAGGCCAUCAUGGAGGAUCACAGUCUGGUGGCGGAGGAGAAACAGAGGCUGCUAAAGGAGAAGGAGAGGAAGAUGGACGCCCUGAAAAAGGAGCAGGAAGCAGGCGAGAUGCUUACUGCCAAAGUGAAGGCAAUGGAGAGUAAGCUUCUGAUGGGAGGGAAGAACAUUGUGGACCACACCAACGAACAACAAAGGAUCCUGGAACAGAAGAGACAGGAAAUUGCUGAACAGAAACGCAGAGAGAGGGAGAUGAAACAGCAGGUGGAGAAUCGUGACGAGGAGACCCUGGAGUUGAAGGAGACGUACAGCUCUCUACAACAGGAAGUAGACAUCAAGACCAAGAAGCUGAAAAAGCUGUUUGCGAAGCUGCAGGCAGUGAAAACAGAGAUCUAUGAGGUCCAGGAGUUGCACAUCAAGGAGAGGCAGGAGCUGGAACAGACCCAGAACGAGUUGACCAGGGAUCUCAAACUCAAGCAUCUCAUCAUUGAGAAUUUCAUCCCCAUGGAGGAGAAGAAUAAGAUUGUGAACAGGGCGUUGUUCGACGAGGAGGACGACCACUGGAAGAUGCGUCCCAUCACACGCAUAGAGGAUGACCAGCAGAUGAUGACCAGGCCAGUGUCAGCGGUGGGCUACAGAAGACCCCUGAGUCAGCACGCCCGCACCUCCAUGGUGAUGAUGGCUGAUGUCAGAUACAAGUCUGAGAAUAUCCUGAUGCUGGAGAUGGACCUUCCCGCUCGGACCACUAAGGAGUACGAGGGGCCAGUCAUAGCGCCCACGGUAGCAGCAGCGUUGGAGGAUGCUCUGCGGGAAGAGGAUGCGAUCCAGGUGGACGCCUCCAGGUUCCACAGCAGCCUCGAACCCACCAUCACUGGGGCAGUCAAGAAACCAAAGUCUGGCCGACCUAAGACGGGUAAGAAGACUGGUACCCCUACCUCUCGCACCCCCAACUCUCCAUACAGCCCCUCCAGCCCAGGACAUCCUUUAUACCCACAAUCCCGCGGGCUAGUGCCCAAGUGAUAACUCCACACAUUUCCUGUUUUUGGACCCAAAAUUGAGAAGACUGUUUUUUGUUUUGUUUUUCUACUGAGUCUUGCAGACUGAUUUUGCAGUCUGCAAGAGAAAGUGACGGAGACUCCAGACUGAUUCAAGCACUUUUUUAAAAAUAAUUUUAAAAUAUAUAUUUUUCUUUUACCUGAGACCAUAGCUCUUAUCAUUUUUAUUUUUUAAAGAGAUUUGUAUCUACCUUUCCAAACCACAUGGUUACUGCAGUACAAUACUAUGCCAUCUGUGCGUGAUGUUCCAGAGACGACAAGCGGUUGAAUACUACCUUCCUUAUGGGGCCCACACAUUGUUCUUAAUGUUAACAGAUAAGGACAUUGUGUCCUCUAGACCAAUUCUUUUUUGAGCUUCAGUUCACUACUAUGCAUGUGUCCUCCUGGGCCCCUCCUAGGUCUACAGUGUGAUGGGAGGAGACGUGGACAUGGGGGCUGGCAUCGGAAAGGACAGAUCUAAAUGCUUUGCUGUGGGGGGUUGUCUCUGUCCAGAAGUGGUUGUCAAUGUCCCUACUUUAGGUUUACAAGCUGUUAUCCAGGUCUGUCUGUACACAGUUGAGCUUUAAGUCUCUGUUGUCCUCAAUAAGUGGGGGAGUGUGUUGUUUGUACUGCUUGGUGAACUAACUGUACAGGCCGGAGGGUGAAGCACGCUGCAACACGUCUGUCACGUCAGGCGAUGUGGCCAGUCGCUGCUGGAAUCACAACAUGCUGUUCUUCCUGGAGCACAUAUGGUGAUAUGGAAGAGGGGAACUAGAGGUCAACACAAGCCAAAUCAUCUAUCAGGGUUCUGAGGUGCCUUAGAUUCUCCAGACUCUACAGACCUACAGCGGCUGGCUAAAGGAGGGGCAGGGAGCUGUGUGUUGCCUCAACCUCAUCUUUACCGACCUCCGAUCUGGCUCCGAGUGUUCCUUGGAAUCCACUGAUUUGUUGUACCUUUAGGUAGAAAGUUUGUCAACAGGCCUCAAUCAAAAUGGACUUGGUCUGAAAAAAUGAAGGUAGCUUUCCUUGUAUGUUUUGGAUAAAUAUGUAGUCUUAAUUCACUGUUUUUACCCUUGCAUCUGAGUGUUGCCCCCAGUCCCUCUGCAGGGUUAUACCACCCUGUGACAGUAUAUGUGUAUACUAUGAUAUAGAAAGUCCUAUAUCACCUUUUGCGGUUGUAAAAAAUGUAAUACUGACAAAGCUUCACUUUUUAUUUUUUUUAUACACGUAGAUAACAAUUUUAAAAAAUGUUUUCUUUGAAAUAGAGUAUUUUUGGAUUUGUAUAAUUUUAAGUGCACUUUAAUUUUCUGACACGGUAUGUGCAUUUCAAAUGGCUUUAGUGUUUUUGUUUUAAGGUCGGAUCAACUGUUGCCCAAUGUUUUAUAUGGGAAGGAUGCGUUCUAUCCUAAAAUGUGAUGUUCACUCAGAUUCUGUGUUGAGACUUGUAUGCAUUUGGCAUGAGAUGGUAAUCUUUAUACAAUGGUUAGCCCCUAUUUUUUUUUUUUUUUAAUACUUCUGACCAUAAGGUUCAUUCAGCAUGAUUUUAGAAAAUUCUUACGUCACCAAGCCAUAGAAUUUGGCAUCUAAAAUGAAUCCGUACAUUUAUCCCGUUGUCAUGUCACAGUAUCUGAACUGUGUGUAUAAGAUGAUUGACAUUCACGCAGAUAUUGUUUUUGCCAAAUGUUAAAAUUAUGCAGAUGCACUACUAUCGGUGUGACUGGCAACGCAGAAGUCCAAUUGUUCUUUUUGUAAAAAAAAUAAAGUUUUAAUAAAGAUGACCUAAUAACA